CAUUGCCCACUUCUCUUCAUAGUCUGUCCAGUUACUACCAGCCAUGCUACUCUCUCUUCAAGACAAUACUUUGAUUCCAUUUCGCUCAUUUAUCUUCCAUUCAAUUCUUGUACCAUACACCAUCAUCUUCCUCCAUUCACCAUCUCCAACCACUUCAUCCACCAUUUUGUAUGGCAACGAGACUGAUAGGCUGGCCUUACUAGCCAUCAAAGCACAGAUAACCCAAGACCCACUUGGAAUCACCACUUCAUGGAACGAUUCUGUCCAUUUCUGCAACUGGACUGGUGUCACAUGCGGACACCGUCACCAGCGAGUUAACACCUUAAACCUCAACUCCCUUCACUUGGUGGGGUCUCUAUCUCCUUCUAUAGGGAACCUCACCUUCCUUACCGGUCUCAACCUCGAACUCAACAACUUCCAUGGCCAAAUCCCACAAGAACUUGGGCGUCUGUCCAGACUCAGAGCUCUUAACUUGACCAACAACUCCUUCUCCGGAGAGAUUCCUGCCAAUCUCUCCCACUGCUCUAACCUCGUUUAUUUUCGUCUGGGCUUCAACAACUUAAUUGGGAGGAUCCCAUCUUGGCUUGGCUCAUAUCCAAAGGUUGUGAGAAUGCAACUUCACUACAACAAUCUGACCGGGCCAGUCCCAGAUUCUUUAGGCAACCUCACUAGCAUUAAAUCUCUGUCUUUUGCAGUCAAUCACUUGGAGGGAAGCAUACCACAAGCAUUAGGCCAGUUUCAGACUUUAGAGUUUUUGGGAUUGGGCAUGAAUGGAUUCUCUGGUAUCAUCCCUUCCUCAGUUUACAAUAUGUCGUCAUUGAAAGUGUUUUCUUUGGCAUAUAAUAAACUUUAUGGUAGUUUACCCUGGGACCUGGCCUUCACUCUUCCUAAUCUACAAGUUUUAAAUAUUGGCAAUAAUGACUUCACUGGUUCCCUACCCUCAUCAUUAUCAAAUGCCUCUAACCUUCUUGAAUUCGACCUCACCGUGAGUAACUUUACUGGGAAAGUUUCAAUCGACUUUGGAGGCAUGCCUAAUCUUUGGGGACUGUUUCUUGCUUCCAACCCUCUUGGAAAAGGAGAGGCCGAUGAUUUGAGUUUCUUGAACUCUUUAACGAAAUGCAGGGCUUUGCAGGUGUUGGAUCUCAGUGGUAGUCAAUUUGGAGGGGUGUUGCCGAGUUCUAUAGCUAACCUCUCAACCCAACUUAUGAAAUUAAAAUUGGACAACAAUCAGUUGUCGGGAACAGUUCCUCCAGGGAUUGGGAACCUGGUUAAUCUGACCGACUUAAUAUUAGCAAACAAUGAUUUCACAGGGAGCAUUCCUGUCCUUAUUGGGAACCUUCAGAUGUUAGGUCGAAUAGAUUUGUCUAGAAAUCAGUUAUCGGGUCAUAUUCCAUCCUCACUAGGAAACAUCACGCGAUUGUAUUCCCUUCAUCUUCAAAACAAUCACUUAAGCGGGAAAAUUCCUUCUAGUUUUGGGAAUCUUUUGUACCUGCAAGAGCUAGACCUUUCUCACAACUCUCUCAAUGGUACUAUACCUGAAAAGGUUAUGGGUCUUGUUUCCCUUACGAUUUCCCUUAAUCUAGCUAGAAAUCAAUUGAUUGGUUUGCUACCGUCCGAAGUGAGAGAACUGAAAAAUCUGGGGCACUUGGACGUUUCUGACAAUAAGUUGUCUGGUGAAAUUCCUGAUGGCCUUGGCAGUUGUUUAACCUUGGAGCACCUUCAUAUGGAAGGUAACUACUUUAAAGGUUCCAUUCCUCCAUCUUUUAUUUCUUUGAGAGGUCUCCUGGACUUGGAUCUCUCACGCAAUAACCUUUCUGGCCAAAUUCCUGAAUUUCUUCAGCAACUUUCCCUCAGCAAUUUGAACCUGUCUUUCAACAAUUUUGAAGGCCAGCUACCAACCAAAGGGGUCUUCAAUAAUGCAACUUCCAUUUCAGUAGCUGGGAAUAAUAAGCUUUGUGGGGGUAUACCUGAAUUACAUUUGCCUGCAUGCCCUGUCACUAAGCCAAAAACAGGAGAAUCGAAGCGCGGACUCAAGUUGAUGAUCGGAUUACUAACUGGCUUUCUGGGAUUAGUUUUGAUAAUGUCUCUUCUAGUUAUCAAUCGACUGAGAAGGGUAAAGAGAGAGCCUUCUCAAACAUCUGCGUCAUCCAAGGAUUUGAUCUUGAAUGUGUCCUAUGACAGUCUUUUCAAAGCAACUGGAGGAUUUUCUUCUGCCAACUUGAUCGGUACAGGUGGCUUUGGUUCUGUGUACAAAGGAAUUCUGGAUCAGGAUGAGACAGUGGUUGCAGUUAAGGUAAUACAGCUACAUCAGCGUGGAGCUGUUAAGAGCUUCAAGGCAGAGUGCGAGGCCUUGAGAAACACUAGGCAUCGGAAUCUCGUCAAAGUCUUAACCGCUUGCUCAAGUGUUGAUUACCAAGGCAAUGAUUUCAAAGCUCUAGUCUAUGAGUUCAUGCCCAAUGGGAGUUUGGAAAAUUGGCUGCACCCAGUCCCAACACCAGAUGAAAUAAAUGAUGUCCUUCGGAUUUUAAGCCUUCCCCAAAGAUUGAACAUUGCCAUUGAUGUGGCUUCCGCACUGGAUUAUCUUCAUCACCAUUGCCAUAAGCCCAUUGUUCAUUGUGAUUUGAAGCCAAGCAACAUUCUUCUUGACAAUGACAUGACUGCUCAUGUGGGUGAUUUCGGGCUAGCAAGAUUCAUUCCAGAAGCCGCAGGAAGAUCUCACCCCAGUCAGAGCAGCUCUGUUGGAUUGAAGGGAACCAUUGGUUAUGCAGCACCAGAGUACGGAAUGGGAACUAAGGUUUCAGCCCUUGGUGACACAUACAGCUAUGGGAUUCUCCUAUUGGAGAUGUUUACCGGGAAAAGGCCUACUGAGAGCAUGUUCAAUGAUAAACUGAAUCUCCAUAAUUUUGUGAAGAUGGCAUUGCCUGAACGAAUAGCUGACAUUAUAGACCCAAUUUUCCUCUCUAGUGAAGCAAAAGAGGAGGAAACAACUGCCGCAGACAGUUCUAAUCUGGCACAUAUGAAAAGAGAGAAAAUGCAUGAGUGCUUGAUCUCAAUACUUAGAAUUGGAGUUUCUUGUUCACUGGAAUCUCCCAGAGAGCGAAUGGCCAUUACAGAAGCUAUCAAAGAACUGCAACUUAUCAGAAAAAUUCUUCUUGGACAUGGGGUUAGCUUUGGCGCAAGCACUGGGUAGAAGUCUUUUCAAGAUUGAAUUUUAUGGCUUGUUUUUUCUGGUGGUGCUUUGUGGCCUAUCUGGAAAUAUGAUCAUUAGGGAUCCUGAGAUAGAGAUUAAAUAAGCAAUUGGAAACCUUUUUCUCUUUUCUUUUUUCGUUCUUUUUAGCUUAUGUUUGUUUUCUAGAUGGAAGCCAGAUAUUUCAAUACCAUGUUUGAGCAUUUGAGCUUAUGUUUUAA
This is a messenger RNA of Vitis riparia (riverbank grape), 3408 nucleotides long. Its product is annotated as probable LRR receptor-like serine/threonine-protein kinase At3g47570. NCBI's taxonomy places the organism in Eukaryota, Viridiplantae, Streptophyta, Magnoliopsida, Vitales, Vitaceae. Bases 44 to 3190 code for a protein of 1048 amino acids. The record is from RefSeq and is a predicted model, not a curated record. Gene Ontology annotation, biological process: protein phosphorylation. The transcript has 2 exons. Gene Ontology annotation, molecular function: ATP binding; protein binding; protein kinase activity.